Molecule: messenger RNA, 216 nt
Organism: Penicillium lagena
Lineage: Eukaryota; Fungi; Ascomycota; Eurotiomycetes; Eurotiales; Aspergillaceae
Product: short-chain alcohol dehydrogenase
Exons: 1
Coding region: 1-216 (71 amino acids)
Source: RefSeq, a predicted model, not a curated record
AUGUCCCGCCACGAAUACCAGCCAACACUACGAUUUUCACGAAAGUAUUCGACAGUGCUCUUUUCAACUGUUCAGUCUCCAAAUACCAUUCACAAUAAAAUCAUGACUACAACGCUUCUCCUAAUCGGCACGGGCCCCGGCAUUGUCGCUUCCCGCUUCGCCAGCCAACACUUCGACAACAUUGCCUUGUUCGCCCGGGACCCUUCCAAUCUGUAG